Molecule: messenger RNA, 1158 nt
Organism: Histoplasma capsulatum G186AR
Lineage: Eukaryota; Fungi; Ascomycota; Eurotiomycetes; Onygenales; Ajellomycetaceae
Exons: 5
Coding region: 1-1158 (385 amino acids)
Source: RefSeq, a predicted model, not a curated record
AUGAGAUGCCCGAACAGCUUUUGCUCAAGUCGCCAUGGACCUGACCUGACUGGCAUCAGUGAUAGUAUUCUCACCGAGGACAGCUAUUUUUUCUUCGUCAUUGAUGACCCAGGAUUUGAAUACCCUAUUGUGCCUAGUUUUUUGGACUGGCGUUUCCCUCAUGACCACAUCCCAGAUGUCUGGUUAGCAGCUCAUACUCAUGUUGCUCCUCAGAAUGAUGCGGGUGUGGGCCAGUGCGGCAUUUCUGGCAUUUCGCUUUCUGUUGAUACCGCACAUCUUGUACCAAGAGAGGCAGAUGAGUGGUACGCAAUGAAUGCUAUAUACUUAUAUUCAGAUGCUUCACCCGGUGAUAUUAACAACCUGGCCAAUACUGUUCAGCUCGCGUCCCAUAUCCACAGGAGCUUCGAUGACCGACUCAUGGUAAUUGUACCAGAACUAUCCGAGGAAGGUUCAGAUAGUGGUCCAGUUUACCGCUUCGUUGCCCACAUUCUCCAGCCCCGCGGGGAAGAGUUUUGGUCAAACUAUCAUAAUAUCAUUGUUCAAUACCUCAACAGGUUCUCGGGACCCUAUCUCUUCGGACGAUUUGCCUGGGCCGUCCUUUUUCUUGCUAAGCCAUUCAUCUUACGUCGCGUGCCUCGCUCCGUCGUUCGCGUGAAGCGAUCACCUCAGGGAGAGGUGCUUGGAUACGAGGGGACAACUCUCACCGGAGCACAGUUGCAAUCUCUCUAUGGAUUUGGUGGAUCACGCAGCUCAAGAGGGAAGAGCUUAAAGACUCACAGCGUGGCAGAUGAUGCUUCUGAAUGCACCCAGGAUAUCGACAUCAACAUGAAUUAUGGCAGUAACUAUGGCGUAAUUGAUCUGAUUGAUGACUGGGAAGAAAGAGGAAGAAAGCAACUCGAGCUGGAACAUUUGGCUAAAGCUGAUAGAGCACGUUACCCGGAGACAGCGGCGGAAAUUUCUCUAGUUUCCAUUUAUCCAUACUCCUCAACAUACAAGACUAUCUUCGGAAUGGAGGUCAUCGUCACUGAUACCGACGGAAAGCUUAAAAAAUUGUUACUGGAUGUCAACACAGAAAACAUGCUUAAAUGGGUCAGAUGUCAUGAGGGGGAUGGAAAAGUUGUUAUUUAUCUUCCAGUGUUAAAUGUAGUGUACUUUUAA